AUGUCUUCUCUGGCCCUCAACAUGACGAAACGCCUCGUGUCCAGAACAUGGCGAGUCGACAUGCAGCGCAGAUUCGCCUCGACACGCCCACAAUUCAACUGGGAGGACCCUCUCGGAUCCCAGGGUCUGCUUACAGAAGAGGAACUAGGGAUCCAAGAUACCGCGCGGUCGUACUGUCAAGAACAACUGUUGCCUCGCGUCCUGGAUGCGUACCGGACCGAGACCUACGACCGUGAGAUAUUGCGCGAGAUGGGCGAGCUAGGUCUCCUGGGUGCGACCAUCAAGGGUUACGGGUGUGCGGGGGUCAGUAGUGUCGCGUCCGGCUUGAUCACUCGCGAAGUCGAGAGAGUCGAUUCGGGCUACCGCUCUGGCAUGUCGGUGCAGAGUUCGCUGGUGAUGGGGCCGAUCGAGCAGUUCGGCAGUCCGGACCAGAAGGACAGAUGGCUAGAGAAACUAGGGCAGGGAAAGUUGGUGGGCUGCUUUGGACUGACCGAGCCCAACCACGGCUCGGACCCGGGGUCGAUGGAAACCACGGCGAAGCCGCAUCCCACUAAAAAGGGAUACUACUCGCUCUCAGGCGCGAAGACGUGGAUCACAAACUCCCCCAUUGCCGACCUUUUGCUGGUCUGGGCCAAACUGGACGGAGUGAUCAAGGGCUUCGUUGUCGAACGCGACGCCUGUCCGCCCGGCACGCUCGAGACACCAGCCCUCAAGAAUAAGACUGGCCUACGCGCCUCGAUCACGGGUAUGAUUCAACUCGACAACUGCCCGGUCCCCGAGCAGAACAUGCUGAAUGUGUCCGGCCUCAAGGGCCCGUUCACUUGCUUGAAUUCCGCCCGCUAUGGGAUUGCCUGGGGUGUGAUGGGCGCUUUGGAAGACAGCCUCUCCCGGGCACGCACCUACGCGCUCGAGCGGAAGCAGUUCAACCAGCCACUCGCAAAGUUCCAGCUCAUCCAGAAGAAACUGGCCGAUGCUAUGACAGAUGCCGCCUACGGCAUCCUCGCCGCGCACCAGGUCGGCCGGUUGAAGGACGCCGACGCCGACGCCGGGCAGCAAGCCACGCCGGAGAUGAUAUCACUUAUCAAGCGGCAGAAUUGCGACCGCGCCUUAUUCCAUGCUCGCACUCUGCAGGAAAUUUUUGGCGGAAAUGCUGCCAGUGAUGAGUAUCACAUCGGCCGGCAUGUUGCCAACCUUUACGUCACGCAGACAUACGAGGGCCAGAGUGAUAUCCACGCCCUGAUUCUAGGGAGGGCAAUCACUGGCGUGCAGGCUUUUGCCUGA
Molecule: messenger RNA, 1281 nt
Organism: Capronia epimyces CBS 606.96
Lineage: Eukaryota; Fungi; Ascomycota; Eurotiomycetes; Chaetothyriales; Herpotrichiellaceae
Product: glutaryl-CoA dehydrogenase
Exons: 1
Coding region: 1-1281 (426 amino acids)
Biological process (GO): fatty-acyl-CoA biosynthetic process; fatty acid beta-oxidation using acyl-CoA dehydrogenase
Cellular component (GO): mitochondrial inner membrane
Molecular function (GO): glutaryl-CoA dehydrogenase activity; flavin adenine dinucleotide binding; fatty-acyl-CoA binding
Source: RefSeq, a predicted model, not a curated record